Molecule: messenger RNA, 1249 nt
Organism: Tinamus guttatus (white-throated tinamou)
Lineage: Eukaryota; Metazoa; Chordata; Aves; Tinamiformes; Tinamidae
Source: RefSeq, a predicted model, not a curated record
GUGGAUAUCCCCAUAUGGGUUGUGGAUCUCCGUCAUGAGCUCACCCAUGGAAAGCUACCCCAGCUGGCGCUCUGUCGCAAGGGCUGUGAUGUUGUACUAGACUGGCUGCGAAAGACGUACUGGAGUCGUCAGCUGGGCAAUAAUUUGUGUGAAGAAAGUGAAGAUGAGGAUGAACAGGAAGAUACUGAAGCAAAUACAGAGAUGGACAGUGACACAUGGGAAAUUCAAACUCUGCAGCAUGAGACCUGUCAGAAACAUAAGGAAUUCCAUGAAAAAGUCAAAGAUGUGCUGAUAUCCUACAAGAACGAGCAGUUCCGAGUUAUGCAGACAGUGCAAUCAAUUUCAAAGUCCCGAGAACUGUGGUCUAAUUCUUCUUCAGAGGUGGACUGGAUUUUGGCUCAGAUCAAAGACCUGAUGCAAGAGAACAGAGAGACAGUGGCUGAAGCUCUUCUCAGUGAUGGCUUUCUCAUCCCGACAGUGGAAUGUCUCAAGGUGUUAAAUAUCAAGUAUGAAGUAAAUAAAGCGAUACUACGGUUCAAAAUUCCUCAGACGUUUUACUGCUUCUGGCAGCCCUUGUUGACAGGCCUUCUUUCCCGAAGCUUUACACAGAUCCUAAUCGAGAAGAUGUUUACAGAGCUCAAGGAAGGUUCAGACUCUUCAGAACUUCGGCCCCAGUUCCUGAUCAACUGGAUUUCUGAGAUGCUGACUAGCAUUGCUAGAGUUAAUGCAGGGAAGAAGAAACGCCGAUUUAACAAACGGAUACAUGCGAAGGAGCUAUUCCUCCAAAAAGUUCAUUUGCAUUGGAUUAGACUCACUGAUAGUUGCUUGGACGCUCCUUGCUGGGCAACUCCACACCUGCUUCAGCUGAUUCUUACAAGCAUGAAACCUCGUUUGCCACGUUCUUCACGGAAGAACCUUCUGUAUCUCGCUUCUGUUUACACAGAAGGAGGUGGCCCUUUGUCCAGUCCAGGGCUGUCUUCAGACUCCAGUGAACAGCCAAUUUAUACUAUAGAGAGCUUACAGUGGAGGGCCAGACAAGAAAGUCAGGCUAAAAAUCAUGAGCAGACUGUAGAGAUACAAGAAGAUGUGCUAGGGAGACAUGAUGGUGAAGAGGAAGUGGAAGAAGAAGAAAAAGAAGAGAUGGUGACUGAAACAAAUCCUUUGGAAGGACUUGCUCAUUCUGAUAACAUGCUGGCCAUUGCAGAAAAAAGGGCUGUGCUUCAGGGGUCUGCCUGGCAGAUCAUUGCAG